This is a messenger RNA of Cuscuta campestris, 1942 nucleotides long. NCBI's taxonomy places the organism in Eukaryota, Viridiplantae, Streptophyta, Magnoliopsida, Solanales, Convolvulaceae. The record is from the annotation of a GenBank genome assembly.
ACACACAUUUUUUCAUUUUUUGAAAACGGAACCCAGAAAGUAGUACGAAUGCUCUGUUCAUACAAACUAAACCAGAGUGGGCAUCUAAGUUUUAAUUCCAUGUGAGCUUAAGGGCUGUUUGGUUUAGCAUUCUUGACCCUUGUUGGAAAUAACAUGGAUACCACAGAGGACCAAUCUUUUGCCAAACAGAGUGGCGUUGAGGACUCUUCCAAACCAGCUCUGCCGCCGCGGCCGCAGCCGCCGGCUCUUCCUCCGAGAGAGGUAGAUGAAUCAAGCGAAAUCGUGGAGGAGCAGUCUUUGAAUGUGCAUCAAAAGAGGCAAAAUUUGAUUUUGGAGAUACCCAAAAGAGCUCUAGAGGAAGCGUCGGAGAGUUCUUCGAGGACAACCGUACCCCUAUCACCAACUCCAAAAAGGGUAAACUUUUCGCCUUUGCCGAGCCCCUGUCAUGGUAAAACAGAUGGAUCACCUGGUCCAUCGUCAAGGGGUAAAUCGUCUGUGAGAAACCUCAUCCCUAAGAUCAGCUUCAAAUUCCGGAACACAACAUUAGACAUUGAAAGGGCUGCUAUCCUAGCUCUGGGAGGGUCCCCUGCAACACAAAAGAAGCCUUCACUUUUGAGCCAGUUUUCUGUAACUAAGAUUUUCAAUCAACCGUUGAAAAGAACAUCAUCAUUGCCAGUAACUCCAAUUCUGCACUCGAAUCCUGAAUCAACGCAUGGAGGACUCACAUCAGCUAAAGUGCAUAUAGGGGACCCAAUACACAGGUCACAUUCAGUUCCUGAUUUAAACAAAGAUGGAAGCUCUAGACAGGGGUGUGUAGGGAGUCUAUACCGUGUUAUUCCCUCAACUGCCCCUCAAGUUCCGGUGCAGUCUGCAGAAACCUUAGCUGCAUCUCCGGCUGAAGAAGGAAAAGAGAACUUGGGUGAAGACAUCACUGGAGAAGAUGCAGUAUGCAGAAUAUGUCUGGUUGAACUUGGGGAGGGUACGGACACACUUAAGAUGGAAUGCAGUUGCAAAGGCGAACUAGCCCUGGCCCACAAAGAGUGUGCCGUAAAAUGGUUCAGCAUCAAAGGAAACAAGAUCUGUGAUGUAUGUCGUCAAGACGUUAAGAAUUUGCCUGUCACCCUUUUGCGCAUUCCAAACAGGCCCUUAGGAAUUGGAGCACAGGCUGCUAUUAUUCAAUAUAGACUUUGGCAGGAUAUCCCGAUUCUUGUUAUUGUCAGCAUGCUUGCCUACUUCUGCUUCCUAGAGCAACUCUUGGUAUCAAGAAUGGGGUCGGGAGCCGUCGCAAUAUCUCUUCCAUUUUCAUGCAUAUUGGGUCUCCUUGCAUCCAUGACAUCAACUAAUAUGGUGAGGAGAAAAUAUGUUUGGGUCUUUGCAACAAUUCAGUUUGCUUUGGUGGUUCUCUUGGCCCAUGUUUUCUUUUCGCUGCUCCACAUCCAAGCAGUUUUAUCGGUUGUUCUGGCCUCCUUUGCUGGUUUUGUUGGGGUAAUAUCUGGAACUUCAAUCCUUUUUGAGCUUACAAAGUGGAUGAGGUGGCAGACAUCCUCGGAUCAGCAAACAGUAUCUCAGGUAGCCGACCAAUCUUCAGAAUCCAAUCGACAUCCAGUUGACAUUGAAAGUGGAGAUGGUGGAGGCGAACAAGCCAGACUGUAAAGAAACAUUCUAUACACAACUUAUCGUACAAUACAUAAUUGUCAUUGGAUCUUAUUUUGGACUUCGUUGACGACAUGAAAGUCUUAAUAAGCUAUUAUUGAUGAAGCCAACCAGAGAAAAGCUCAAGCCAUUGGAAUAUGUGGAUUUGACUCUCACCACACCCCAGAACCCAUGUACUAUAACAUAAGAAUGGGGGAACAAUGGGGGACAUAAUUGAUGUUAUUGGUGUGGUCAUUCCAGGUCUAUGAUGUUUUCGAUAUGGUUUUUUUAAUGAAAUGUACCAAUGAUG